Molecule: messenger RNA, 2763 nt
Organism: Micromonas pusilla CCMP1545
Lineage: Eukaryota; Viridiplantae; Chlorophyta; Mamiellophyceae; Mamiellales; Mamiellaceae
Exons: 2
Coding region: 1-2763 (920 amino acids)
Biological process (GO): flower development
Molecular function (GO): single-stranded DNA binding
Source: RefSeq, a predicted model, not a curated record
AUGGAGACGGAAGCGCCCCCUGUGGCCGCUCCCGAGCCCCCUCCCGCGGCGCCCGAGCCCGCGCCGGCGCCAGCGCCGGUCGCGGCGCCGGAGCCGGAGCCCGAACCGGCGCCGGAGCCGUCGCCGUCGCCCGAGCCCGAGCCGGCGCCUCCCGCCGCCGAUCCCGCGCCGGUCGCGCCCGCGCCGGCGGAGCCCGAGCCCCCCGCGCUGGCGGAGCCCGAGCCCCCCGCGCCGGUGGAGCCGGAAGCGGAGGAGGUUCCCGCGCCCGAGCCGGAGCCCCCCGCGCCCGAGCCGGAGCCCCCCGCGCCCGAGCCGGAGCCGAUGGAGGCGCCCGCGCCGGUCGAGGAACCGCCCGCCCCGAAGGCGCCCGCGCCGGUCGAGGAACCGCCCGCCCCGGAGGCGCCCGCGCCGGUCGAGGAACCGCCCGCCCCGGAGGCUUCCGCGCCGGAGAUGGAGACGCCCUCGGAGCCGGACGACGGCCGCGCGCGCCGCCCGAAGCGCGCCGCGCCCGGGAUCGACCCCGGACGCGUGACGCAGUCGGCGCGCACGGGCGGCCUCCUCCACACCGCGAGCGGACGGCAACAGGCGAAGGCGCUCGUCGACGAGGCCGUGUUCCGACGCGAACGCAUCCUGGACGUGUACCACGCGGUCGAGUCGCUGUGCUUCUACACCGCGAAGGAGAUGACCGCGCAGAUGGAGGUGAUCGACGGCGCGCUGACGCUCCGAGUGCCGCACGGACCGACGGCGAUGCGCGUCGUCGUCGGGGAUUUACUCGCCGUGUUACCCAAACACCUCAUCGCGCUCAAGUCGCUGACGAAGACGCAAACCGAGGCGUGGUUUCCAGGCAGCGACACGCACUGGGGUUUAGAGUCCGCGGACGGGCUCCCCGGGUACCGCCGCCGCGCGAUGACGACGCUCGAGACGCUCUGCGAAGUCGCCGCGAGCGGGAAGCAUCGCAGGCUCUACAACGCCAUCACCGCGGAGGUGGUAUCGAGCGUGCAAGACCUCGCGCGGAUCGCCGCGCUCGAGCUCGCGUCGAAGAAGAAGAUCAAGAAGAAGAUCGGCCAGCGCGGCGUCCCGGAGGAGCAGGCGGCGAAGGACGCGGAGGAAUUCCUCGAGCUCGCGCGCGCGGCGGCGCAGACGCUCAAGUCAGUGUGCACGCUGUUCGAAUGGCGGGACCAGUACGCGGCGGCGGCGGCGGCGACGUACCCGCCGACGCCCGGGAGGAACCCGCUCGGGGCGCCGUCGAGGGAUACCCUGCUCGACGCCGUCGUCGACGCCGCGUUCGUCGCCGUGCGACGCGCGACGCCGCUGCCGAGCGUCGGGACGGUGCAGAGCGUGGACGCGGUGGCUCCCGCGAGGGCGCUGCUGGCGGGGGCGGCGCGGCUGGCUGGCGUGGAGGGCGCCGCGGGCGUCUUCGCGCGCGGCGGCGUCGACCGCCUGCGUCCGAUUCUUCGCCUCGCGCUCGCGGCGACGCGGCUCGCGGCCGCCGCGCCGGAGGACCCGUCCGGGGAGAUCGCCGCGGCGGCGGCGCUCGCGGCGGCGAAGGGCGAAGCCCCGCCACCGGCGAGCGACGCGUCCAAAGCCGCCGCGGAGGCGAGGGACGCGUUGCUUCCCGUCGCGACGCACGGGCUCGGUCUGCUGCAAACGUUGCUCGACCUCGAGCAGGAACACCCGAAACCGUUUUGUUUCCUGGACGCCGCCGCCGCGGACGACGGCGAGGACGGCGUCGCGGACAUGCUCGCCGCCGCCGUCGGCGCCGUCUUGCGCGCGACGACGGAGACGAUGGACGCGCAGACGACGGCGGCGAUGAACGGGUGGAUCGGGGACGGAGGCGCGAACAAAUGGGAGAAGACGAACGUCCCGGAGCAGCGGAAGGGCGAGUUCGCGGGGCUGAUGGACGAGGAGGAGGAGAAGGCGGCCACACAGACCCCGGAGGAGGCGGAGGCGGCGAAGAAGCAGCGCGAAGCGGAGGAGGCGGAGCACCGCGCGAGGAAGCUCCCGCCGCCCGUCGGACGCGGGUCCGGGGCGUUGAUCCUCGCCGCGAUGCGAUCCGCGGAGGCGCUGAGCGUGGACAGCGGCACGCAGGUGGCGACGAUGGACGCGCUCGCGGUGCCGCUCGCGAGGACGCUGUCCCUCCCCGAGGACGUGUUCGCGCAGUGGUGGUGCGGCGGCGGCGCCGCGCGGUUGAUUCACACGGACGACUCGGACGUGCAAGCCGCGGCGGCGGCGGCGGCGGCGGCGGCGACGGACGGGCCCGACGGCGCGGCGCAGGCGAAGUCCUCCGCGGUGUCCGCGAUGUUCUCCCCGGAUCCGGGGUGCCGCAUCCCGCACGCCGUCAGGGAAGACCUCGCGAGCGACGGGCUGUUGCGCGUCGCGGAGAGAGCGCUGCUGUUGCAUCACCUUCUCGGGAACCUCCACAUUCACGACGCGCGCGUCGCCGGCGGCGUCGACCGCGGCCGGUUCCUCGGCCUCAUCGUGGACGAGCUCGGCGGGAGUAAGGGCCACGAGGAGAGCGGCGCCGACGGCGGCGUCCUGAGCAGGGCGUUCAAGAACCUCGAAACUCUGCACGAGUACGCGCGUAAGUCGCUGCCGGAGGGCACCGUCGCGGAGCACGACGUCGUCAUCGUCGACACGCUCAUCGCGGAGUUCAAGACGCACACGCCGGGGGGCGGCGGCGCGGAGGCUGCGGCGGCUGCGGCGGCGGCGAGCGCGGCCGCGGCAGCCGCGGCCGCGCCGAAAGUCGACGCGAUGGUCGCGUGA